AAAUUCUGAAGUUUUGGGAGCCAUGGCUAAAGCUGACAUCAAACCAAAAUCUGUGCAUCAUGCCAAAAAAUGGUCAGAUGAUGUAGAGAACUUAUACAGAUUUCAGCAAGCUGGAUACAGAGAUGAGGUUGAAUAUAAACAAGUAAAACAAGUUGAUAUGGUAGAGUGUUGGCCAGAAACUGGAUUUGUUAAGAAACUUCAGAGAAGGGACAACACGUUCUAUUAUUACAAUAAGCAAAGAGAAUGUGAAGACCAAGAAGUCCAUAAAGUAAAAGUUUAUGUGUAUUAGUUUUGUUACUGUUCUAAUUUGUACUUUUUAUUAAUCUCUUUGUCAGAAUCUG
Messenger RNA from Pterocles gutturalis (yellow-throated sandgrouse), 341 nucleotides. RefSeq names its product meiosis/spermiogenesis associated 1 (gene MEIG1). NCBI's taxonomy places the organism in Eukaryota, Metazoa, Chordata, Aves, Pterocliformes, Pteroclidae. The record is from RefSeq and is a predicted model, not a curated record. Gene Ontology annotation, cellular component: nucleus. Bases 23 to 289 code for a protein of 88 amino acids. The transcript has 2 exons.